Molecule: messenger RNA, 2386 nt
Organism: Acanthoscelides obtectus
Lineage: Eukaryota; Metazoa; Arthropoda; Insecta; Coleoptera; Chrysomelidae
Source: the annotation of a GenBank genome assembly
CCCUGUUUCUCGUGGUGUCAAUGUGUGCUGUCAAUCCUGUCAAGUGACAAGUGUCGAGUUGUGUCUUCGUGAGGAAAAUGGCCGUCGCGUUCAAUUUGCUUUUCAUUUAGUAAAACGUUUAAUCCAUAAAAUAUUGAUUUAUUCACAAACAUUAAGUGUGAAUUCCUUAUUUAUAUACGUUUAGUAUUCAAUUCCGCGAAAUGGCCAAGCAAAAAGCAAGCAAUAAAUACAGUAGAUUGAGAUCGCAAAAGCUUCAAAAUCAGAGAAACAAGAACCAGAAAUCGAAAAACGGCGUCGAAAAGAGAGUGGUGCGUAAGAAGGUACAGGAUGCCCGACAAAAAAUUAUUCUAAAGAAGAAAAAUGUAGUUGAUGCCAGAGACAUUAUAUCAAAGAAGUCUGUUGAUGCGAGGGCCAAAAUAAACAAAAUUAGAACUGGCAGGCCUGAAGGCCCUACUGUAAAGGUUAUAGGCAGUGGAAUUUUACAGAAAAUUGAUAGCAAUGGUAAAAUUAGUCUGGUGACGAAUAAGGCAAAGCAGAAAAAUGAGGUGAAAAAUGAUAUUAACCUUGCUAUAAGGAAAGAGCUUGGACUCAUCCCUACUUCUCGCAGAACCUCUGCUAAGCGUAGUCCUGCUAGGAACACAGUACCUAUACGAAAAACAGGAUCGCCAGAAUAUAGAGGUACUAGUGAAUCAAGGAGGUUGUUUGAUCCAGCAUUAUACAAAUGGGUGAGACCAGAUCUGAGGAGUAAGCCACAAUUGGUUGAUCUGCAAACUACCAGACAAGUGAUGAGAGAGACCCUUAGAGAGGAGCUUAGCUGUGGGUGGCCCACAUAUGCCAGUCAUAUCAACCGUUCUCUCCGCCUGACUGGCCCAGUGGUACAUACAGCACCUGCAGUCCAUCGAUCCGUUGCGCCUAGGCACUACAUCGACCUUGAGGAGCCCGCUCAUAUUGUGAUCGACGAUGAAGAAAUGCCUAUGGUGACUUCAUCAGCCGUGUCUGUGGUGCCCUCACGUUCCUCCAAUGUGCGAUCUCGCUUGGAUGGGGCUCCAGCUAUGAGUGCCGGCGAUUCACACGGGAUUUUCUCCGGCAGUGGUGGAGUACAGAAGAAAGUGGUAAUUGUUCCGGAAGGACAUCGGAUCGUCGUCAGCAAUCUGCAAAAUACUGUCACACAGGAUGAUAUCAAGGAGUUGUUUGAAGAUAUUGGUCAACUGAUUUCAGCUAAAUUAGUUCGUCCAGGGGUUGCAGAGGUCAUUUAUAAAAAUCUAAAGGACGCCCAGAAAGCCGUGGAUACGUAUCAUAACCGCCAGUUGGACGGGCAACCAAUGAAAUGUUUGCUAGUAAACAAAAGGCCUUUGAAUCAUCCUACUGCCCUGCCUGUUAAUACCCAACUGUUUACGAAAAAACGUUUGGGUCUUCACUGAACGCGGUUUUUGUUUUUUUCAGCACUUCAACGCAACAGAGAAAGGUGGCUGCUGUACCACCGUGCCCCCCUAACAAUAAGCUAGUACCCGAUUUGAGUACCAUUCACAAGGUACUGUUCCAGAGAAAAUAAAUCAUUAGUAGAUAGCGCACUAUAUACAGAUUGGAAUGUGUGUUUACUUGUGGCCAGGCAAUGACGUAUUUGUGAUUCAAAACCUCCAGUAAUGUAGUCAAAUCAUGCAAGAGGUUGAUGGGUUAAAAACUGACAAGUAAAAGGUGCCGUUGCGUGCGAAUACAGUGACAGGAAACUGCGACCAGCGACCGAGAUUAGUUUCAUAGCACUCACGUAGAGAAUCUGUUACUGUCACUGUGAUAUAUUCACAUUAAAAACACAAUAAGCAAUAAGCGGUUCUGCAUUUUGCCCUUUACUGCUCAACCCACUAUUAUAAAUUUGAAUGUUAUACUGUAACAUACUGAGUCGUGUACUGUUGCGGCCUCCGCACGGAACGGCACCACAAAGUUGAAGUUUUCAGACUCACUUUGUUGAAAUAUUAAACAUGAAUAUUUUAUGCUGUUUAUCCAAGGAGGACAUAUGAUCUGUGAGAUUUUUGAUGCGGAGGAAAUAAAACAGAUCUUCUACUGUGUUGAACACUGUGAAUAUAUUGGUAUACUUGUUUGUUCCAUUAGUUGCAUUAAUCUUAUUGACAGCAUAAAAGUUGGGUUCGUCUUGCUACUUCACAUCGUUAACUUUAACAGUCUGUAUUUUUUAUAUUGCUAUCUAUUUUUUUUUUGUAAAUGAUACAAGUUUUAGGUAUGGGUAGCUCUCCCGCUUUGUACAUACAGUGUUUGAUUCAUAAUAUUUUGAUGGAACAUAAUUCGUUUGAAUUUCACAGGAUUUGAGAUGUUUUAUUAAACAAUGUGUAUGUUUUAUUUGAGUAAUCUUGAAUAAAUAUAUUAUGAAUUCAAA